This is a messenger RNA of Linum tenue, 447 nucleotides long. Lineage: Eukaryota; Viridiplantae; Streptophyta; Magnoliopsida; Malpighiales; Linaceae. The record is from the annotation of a GenBank genome assembly.
AUGCCCGAGAUUUUUUGGGAACUUCACCACCACUGUGAGGAGAUAAGGUUGCUGUUUGGGAGGAGUGUAUCCAUCGCAAAGAAGUUACAGGCGCAGUGCCCAAUGAAGCGGCGCGAGACUGAGGAUGGUGUGAACCACGAUGUUAGUCUCUUCUCUCAAUUCCGCCGGUUCGAUCAGAGGGCCACUGGGGGAUCUGGUGAGCGUUUGGACAAGAGCCAGAUCUGCGCCUUCUGUUUUGAUUUCAGUGAGGCGACAACACUGAUAAGGAGCAGGAAGGCUGGAUUUGAGGCGGGAUUUGAGGACAGGCAGCAACGAUGGAGAAAAGAGAUGACUACUGUGGUGAUGCCAAGGUCGGAUGAGAGGCGGUGGGUCAAGUUCACCCAUAAAAUUGAUACAUCUUCUCCGACGAAUUCGACUCUGCGGGGAAAACACGAGGGAGAAGAUUAG